GCCCGGCCCGCCCCGGCGGCCCAGGGGUCUCUGACUGCGGCCGCGUGAGCUCGCAGCCGCCGCGAUGCCGAAAGCCAAAGGGAAGAACCGGCGCCAAAAGUUCGGCUACAGCGUCAACCGCAAGCGGCUGAACCGGCAGAGCCGCAAGCGGGCGGCGCCCCGUAUCGAAUGCUCCCACAUCAGACAUGCGUGGGACAGAACCAAAUCCGUGUCUCGGAACCUGGCUGAAAUGGGGCUGGCUGCGGACCCCAACAAGGCGAUUCCCAUCCGGAAAAGGCAGCUACCGGUGAUGGAAAUGGAGGUUGAUGGCCAAGACAAAGGGAAGAGAGUUGUGCAGAAGCCUUACGUCCUGGACGAGCUGGAGUAUGAGGCCAGCCUCCCGGAGAAGAAGUCGGAGACGCUCUCCAGAGACCUUAUCGACUAUGUGCAGUACAUGAUACGGAACCAUGGCGAGAACUACAAGGACAUGGCUCGUGAUGAGAAGAACUACUACCAGGACACGCCCAAGCAGAUCAAGAGGAAGAUCAGUGUGUAUAAGCGCUUCUACCCUGAGGAGUUCCAGGCUUUCACUGCAUCCCUGCAGCAGGUCAAGAUGGACCAACAGUAACUGCCCCCACCCUGCCCUGUUGGACUCACCUGCAAUGGCAGGUCUCGUGCCGCCACUCCCCAGGCAAACCAGGGAAGAUUGACUCUGCCUGCUGGUGCCCUUUCACCAUGCGCAGGCUGGGGCCCGCUGAACUAGAUGUAGGUUCUGGUGGGCCAGGAAGGAUCCGCCCUCCAGGGGGAGAUGGUGGGACUGAGCAUGCGCGAGAAUGGGCUCCUCCGUGUGGCUCUGCAGGCCCGAAGGCCACUGCCUCACCAUAGUGGGGGCGAAGGGAAGAGACCAUCUCUUGUGUCCUGCAGCUCUUAGUUACAAUAAAUCAGACUCUUCCAAACCA
Messenger RNA from Caretta caretta (loggerhead turtle), 938 nucleotides. RefSeq names its product NOP16 nucleolar protein (gene NOP16). The record is from RefSeq and is a predicted model, not a curated record. Lineage: Eukaryota; Metazoa; Chordata; Testudines; Cheloniidae. Gene Ontology annotation, cellular component: nucleolus. Gene Ontology annotation, biological process: ribosomal large subunit biogenesis.